Messenger RNA from Verticillium nonalfalfae, 1453 nucleotides. RefSeq lists its product as uncharacterized. The transcript is spliced from 6 exons. Lineage: Eukaryota; Fungi; Ascomycota; Sordariomycetes; Glomerellales; Plectosphaerellaceae. Gene Ontology annotation, biological process: amino acid transmembrane transport. The annotation marks the transcript as partial. The record is from RefSeq and is a predicted model, not a curated record. Gene Ontology annotation, cellular component: vacuolar membrane. Gene Ontology annotation, molecular function: amino acid transmembrane transporter activity.
CCACGUCGACGCCAGCUCCUCCCACCCGCGGACCUCGCUGCUGCGCCAACACCUCGAGGCCCAGUCCCCCGGCGGCGGCGGCGGCGGCGGCGAGGGCGCCGCCCCCUUCGACGCCGCCCUGCCCGGCGAGGGCGCGCCGCUGCUCGCCGCCGGCGGCAGCCACCGCUCGGCCUCGCGGGACCCCGAGCGCAAGCACGCCGCCGACCACGCCGACCUGCACCACCGCGCCAGCUUCAGCAGCAGCACCCGCCGCGCCUCCAUCUUCGCCCAGCAGGCCGACGCCGCCGACCUGCCCGCCGGCGAGCACCUGCCCAUCCUCGUCAAGGAGGUCGAGCAGGACGGCAAGAUCGUCCUGGCCGUCGAGGGCCAGUCGACCCUGCCGCAGACCAUCUUCAACUCGAUCAAUGUCCUCAUCGGCGUCGGCCUCCUCAGCCUGCCCCUCGGCAUCAAGUACGCCGGCUGGGUGUGCGGCAUGACCAUCCUCCUGCUCUCCGCCGCCGUCACCUCGUACACCGCCAAGCUCCUCGCCAAGUGCAUGGACCUCGACGCCAGCCUCAUCACCUUUUCCGACCUCGCCUACAUCUCCUACGGCCGCAACGCCCGCAUCGCCACGAGCAUCCUCUUCACCAUGGAGCUCCUCGCCGCCUGCGUCGCCCUGUUCGUGCUGUUCGCCGACACCCUCGUCCUGCUCUUCCCCGGCGUCCUGACCCUGACCAUGUGGAAGUUCGUCUGCGCCCUGCUGUUGAUCCCCCUGAACUUCUUGCCGCUGCGCCUGCUGAGCUUUACGAGCGUCAUUGGCAUCAUGUGCUGCUUCUCCAUUGUGUCCAUUGUUGUCAUCGACGGCCUCAUCAAGCAGGAUACGCCGGGCUCGCUCAUCGAGCCGGCCCGCACCUACCUGUUCCCCGCCAACUGGCUCACCCUGCCCCUGUCCUUCGGCCUGCUCAUGUCGCCGUGGGGCGGCCACAGCGUCUUCCCCAACGUAUGCAACCCCCCCUUGUUGGCCCUGGACAUGCGCCACCCGCAAAAGUUUGGCAAGGCCAUCAAGGUGACCUUUUCGUUCUCGUACGCCCUCGACGCUGUCACGGCCGUCGUCGGCCUCCUCAUGUUCGGAGACGGCGUCCUCGACGAGAUCACGGCCAACAUCCUCAAGACGAGCGGCUACCCCCGAGCCCUGACCAUCCUGCUCUGCGUCUUCAUCGCCAUCAUCCCUCUCACCAAGAUCCCCCUCAACGGCCGCCCCAUCAUCGCCACCGUCGAGGUCCUCGCCGGCCUCCACCACCAUGCCAUGGCCGACAGCGACGGCCUCGUCGGCCGCUCGGCGACCUUCCGCGGCUUCAUGCGCAUCUUCAUUCGCGUCGCCACCAUUCUCGUCUUCCUCGUCAUCUCCAUCCUCUUCCCCUCGUUUGACAGCAUCAUGGCCUUCAUGGGCAGCGCCCUCUGCUUCACCAUUUGC